Molecule: messenger RNA, 1997 nt
Organism: Leptinotarsa decemlineata (Colorado potato beetle)
Lineage: Eukaryota; Metazoa; Arthropoda; Insecta; Coleoptera; Chrysomelidae
Source: RefSeq, a predicted model, not a curated record
GAAUAUGUAAUCAGUUUCAGAAAACGAUAAAAGACAGGAACUGGUCAAGUUACGGAACUACCCAAGAGGUAACCUGAAUAUUAUAGAUCAAAUAUCAAAAAAUUACAUCGUUUAGAGUUCGUAAGUGAAAGAGAUGAUAUCGACAGCACAAUUGAUGAUAUACGUAUUCAUUUUGGCAUUUGUUCACAUAAGAGCAGAAAGAAUCCUGACUGACCCAUUACAAUGGAAAGAUGGAACAUCUACCACGCUUCAUCCAAAUUUUACAACGACUAAUUGGACCCGCAUAACUACAAAUGGUGAUAGAAAUACUCACCUAUAUGCAACAACACCACAAUGGAAUUGGAAAAUACCUGCAAUGAAUGAAUUCUCUCCAAUUGAGGAGAGCAGUACUCCAGAAACAACUUCGUACUCUACUAUACCUUUUUUGUAUCGAACUACACCUAGAUGGACUAACCCAUCUCCAAAGAGUAGAACUACCCAGUGGUAUUCAACUACACCCCCUUGGAAUUGGGAAGGACAAAGUAGUAAUGAAGUAACUACAAGUGAAGAGAAUAGUACUGAUGAAACAAGUGAGGAGGGUAAUGAACCUGUAACCACUCCAUACCCAACCAAACCUCAUUGGUAUCGGACUACACCUAUAUGGACUAAGCCAUCUCUAAAAAGAAGAACUACCCAGUGGUACCCAACUACACCACCUUGGAAUUGGAGAAGACCCAACGGGAAUGAAAUAACUACGAAUGGAGAAAAUAAGAUUACUGAAACAAAUGAAGAGAGUAAUGAACCUAAAACAACUCUAUACUCAACCAAACCUCAUUGGUAUCGAACUACACCUAUAUGGACGAACCCACCUCUAAUAAGUGAGGCAACUACUCGUUGGUAUCCAACUACGCCUUUUCGGAGUUGGAGGAGACCUAUCUGGUAUCGAACAACACCCAGAUGGUCGAACUCAUUUCAGACAACUGUCAGGACUACUCCUUGGUACCCGCCAACACCUUCGAUGAUUUGGAAGAAACAUACAUGGGAUACGAAAACUUCAAAUGAAGAGACUACUACCACCUCUGGGUACCAAACUACAUCUCAUUUAUAUAGGACAACUUCCGGCAUUGUCGUCCCUCCCGCUGUUCCUGUGGGGGUUGAUAGUUGGAUUACUUUCAGUAAUGAUAGGAGUACUACGUGGUUCCCAUAUGCACCGAUUCGGCAUCCAACUACACCCAGGUGGACUAACACAUUUCCACAAAGGGGUACAACUAAUCGUUGGUAUCGUCCUGGAUCUUAUUGGCACUGGAGGAGAUUAAACAAAAAUUGGAAAACUUUGACGACUACCAUAGUUCCACCUCAUUCUUUCUGGAGUACAGGAAUUUUGGAUAACACAAAUCCUGAUUCUGCUAGAACUACCCGUAGGGAUAGAACAACACCUCGUUCGUUCUGGGAAAGGCCCAGCCAGAAUGAUGAAUUUUCAAAUAACUAUAGUACCAGUCCUUGGAAUCAAAGAUUGUAUGAUUCAAAUUGGACCUUACCUAGCUGGAAUCAAACUUCUCUGAAUGCUAACAGAAGUAUAUUCUGGUCUCAUUCAAAUUGGACAAAGUCUGAUUGGGAUGGGACGAUUCCUCAUAACUGGUAUGCAACAACACCCUAUUCGUUUUGGAAAACAUCAAAGAGUGUCAAUAGAAUAGCUGAACGAUUUCGGACUCUCCCGAAUUCAACAUAUCGCUGGAAUAUUACUUACGCACCCAAAGUUGACGAUAUCACCAAACAACCAAAUGAUAAAACUACAAAACAUCAUGAAGUAAAUAUCGAUUUAGAUGUUGAUGUAAUAAUAAUUCAAAACAACAGUAAUUUCACUGUGAAUAUCAACUGAAUGGUACUCGUUUCACCACGAAUAUCCGCUUUAACUCGCGCUCAGAAAAGUGUGAAGAAAAAUUUUUAUCUGUCUGAAUGAUGGAACAAUCUUGAAAAAACAACUUGAAGAGUAGUAGAAAGUAGUAAAAUAAUGUUAA